UUUAAGUAUUCAGUUGGCGGAUAUCUUUCGUACGGCUAACAAUUAAAAAAUCAUUUUUACUCUCAGUAUUUGUUGAGUUAAUCAGUUCAUUGAUUAAUUUGGCGGUGUCAUAAUUUGUGUACUUAAUUUUUUUUUAUUAAUUGAAAUUUAUUCGUCGUUUUUUAAAACAAAACUGCAGUAAUUUAAUAAAGUGAUUACAAAACACGUGACACCUUAGAUAGCAUUGCAAAUAAGAAAUAUUGAUAGCAAGUCCAUUAACCUGAUAUAUAUUUAUAUAGAGUGAAUUUGAAAAAAUUAAUUUUAUUUUAUUUAAAUCGAAAAAUAUUUACGGUUAUUUGUAAAUAUUUAUAGUGAGAUUUUAGAUUAAACAAUGGCGGGAAUUGCCAGUCCCGCUUUCUCUGAGGUGGAGAGAAAAAUCAGUAGUCAUAACUUAAGAAUUUCCAUUGACCUUAGUAAGGAAAAUAAUCAAGACGGCGAACAAAAAAAAUCGUACAUCGAAAACAUUGACAGUGAGAACCAUCAGAAUUUCACGGAAUCAAAAUUACAAUUAUGGUUUUCGAACAAACGAGAAAUUUAUAAAUAUAUUGGAAUAAUAAUAAUAAAUAUUAUAGUACUCGCUUACUUGAUAUUUGCAAGUUUAUACUGGUCUAGGAACAACAAUAAUUGCGUAUUCGAAUGGUGUGACGGCUAUGGAAUGUUCUUACUACUUGUCUCUUUCACGUACUUCAGUUUGUGUUACUACUUCAUAAUUAAAAAAUAUUUUUCCAACUUUAUAAAGUCGAUUUUCCGGCCCCUUUGCAACUGCUUAGAGUCAAUCAAUCAGAAAAGAUACGCAUCAUGUUCAAUAAAAGUAAUAUUCUACUUAAUUGUGCUGGCGUCAGUGGUAGUCUUUUUAAUUAACGACACGAUUGGGUCAAGAGAUCGAUUAAUAAGCUGUGUUGGUUUGCUUGUUAUGCUUUCUUUUGGUUUAUUAAUCUCAAAACAUCCACGUAAGAUUAAUUGGAGGCCCGUGAUGUGGGGCCUGAUAUUACAAUUUGGUUUCGGAUUAUUAACCAUACGUUGGUCAGUUGGCAGAUUAAUAUUCCAAUGCAUUUCGGAUAAAGUCGCUAAGUUUUUGAAUUACGCUGAAAGCGGAUCUAAGUUUGUUUUUUCUGACCAACUUGUCGAUGCCAAAGUUUUUGCCUUUUCCGCACUACCAGUGAUCUUUUUCUUCAGUUUUAUGAUUCAAAUUUUGUACUACUUGGGCGCCAUGCAGUGGAUUAUUUUGAAAUUAGGCUGGGCCUUGCAUGCAGUUAUGGGUACGACUGUUUGCGAAUCUCUUAAUGCCGCAGCCAAUACUUUUCUCGGAAUGACCGAAUCUCCGUUAUUGAUAAAACCAUAUAUCAGUAAAUUAACGUCAUCAGAAAUCCACUCAGUGAUGUGUUCUGGUUUCGCUUCAGUCUCUGGAACCGUAUUAGCGGCAUACAUAAGUUUUGGCGCCCAACCGUCGCAUCUGAUAACGGCCUCGUUGAUGGCAGCGCCAGCUUCGCUGUCAUUUUCUAAACUACUUUACCCCGAAACGGAAAAGAGUCAAACGACAUUUAAAAACAUACCACUGCAAAAAUCUGAGGACACUAGUGUAAUGGAUGCGGCAACAAAGGGCGCCAUGGCAGGGAUUCCGUUAGUUUUGGGAAUAAUUGCGAAUAUCGUCGCAUUUGUGUCGUUCAUAUCUUUUUUCAACGCCAUUUUGUCGUGGCUUGGUGCGCUUGUAGGCUUCGCAGAUUUGACAUUCGAAUUCUUGUUAUCGCGGGCAUUCAUGCCCCUGAGUUGGAUCAUCGGAGUGCCUUGGGACCAGUGCGAGGACGUGGCAACUCUUAUUGGGCUAAAGACUGUCGUCAAUGAGUUUGUGGCCUAUCAGAAGCUGGGCGAGUUCAAGAAAUUGGGAAAGUUGACCCCACGAGUUGAGGGAAUAGCAACUUUUGCUAUUUGUGGGUUCGCUAAUCCGGGGUCUGUUGGAAUUAUGAUGGGCGGGUUGGGAGCUUUGGCGCCCGAAAAAAGGGAACAGAUUGCGGCAGUUGCUAUCAGAGCUUUUAUUGGUGGGUCCAUUGUUUGCUUCAUGUCAGCUUCUAUUGCUGGAAUGCUUAUGAAUGAUGACUUCCUCAAUUCAUUGGAAUCCAAUAGAACAAUGUCGAGUUUUUAAUGUUAGAACCAGUACUUAAAAUAAUUACUAAUUUCGAUCGUAACAAAUGAGGAUACUUAAAAAAAACACAAAAUUGUUAAGUUUGUAAAUUAAUUUA
Messenger RNA from Microplitis mediator, 2276 nucleotides. RefSeq names its product solute carrier family 28 member 3-like (gene CNT2). Gene Ontology annotation, cellular component: membrane. The record is from RefSeq and is a predicted model, not a curated record. Gene Ontology annotation, biological process: nucleoside transmembrane transport. The coding region runs from base 371 to 2179 and encodes 602 amino acids. NCBI's taxonomy places the organism in Eukaryota, Metazoa, Arthropoda, Insecta, Hymenoptera, Braconidae. The transcript is spliced from 11 exons. Gene Ontology annotation, molecular function: nucleoside:sodium symporter activity.